AUAAUUCGGCGAUUACAUUUUUCUACAUUAGAACUCUUUGGGCGAAAACUUUUUGAAAGUUUUCAUUCAGAGGGGGGCAAAUUUGUCCCACGAGCUUUAGCCUGCAGUAAAAUGCCUCUACCAAGUAGAGCUCGUGUUUAUGCAGAUAUAAACACACACAAACCAAGAGAAUACUGGGAUUAUGAAUCACACGUUGUUGAUUGGGGGUAAGUAUUGAAAAAAAAGUUUUGAGUAGGCCUUUAAGAAAGUAAAUAUUAAUUGAAAAUACUACUUUGUGUAAUUUCCCUGAUACGAUUUUAACAUCUUAAAUAAAUUAAACAUUACAUAGCUCUUUUACUGAAAGAUAUGAGCUCAUUCAGGUUUUAAUAACUUAUAGUAUUUUUUUUUUUUUUAUCAAUUAUUUGAAAUAAGUGGUGCAUGAGCAAAGUCGUGGAAUUGCAAUAUAAAAUAACACAAUUAUUCUCAUGAGAUACUGAGAGCAAUAGACAUAGCUGUUUUUAAAUUUAAGCCUAAUAAUGACAGUUUUUAAAAUUAUUUUGAUGCUGUCUUUUCAGAAAUCAAGAUGAUUAUCAGGUGGUUAGAAAGUUAGGCAGAGGAAAGUAUAGUGAGGUCUUUGAAGCAGUAAAUGUCACAAAUAAUGAAAAAUGUGUGAUAAAGAUACUCAAGGUUUGCAUUUAAGCUAUUUAAUUUUGUACACUUACUUAUAUAAGUUAAAGGUUAUCUCAAUUGGUAUAAUAAGGUGUGAGAUUGGUUGUUUAUUUUCAAUUUUUUAUGUUGUUUUAAAGUAAUAUUUUUUUUACAGCCUGUCAAAAAGAAGAAAAUCAAGAGAGAAAUCAAGAUUUUAGAAAACCUCAGGGGCGGUACUAAUGUCAUAACAUUGUUGGCAAUAGUCAAAGAUCCUGUGGUAAAUAAGUUAAUCACAUGAUUUUUUUAAUUACAUGUUGGAUACUUAAAGGGAUUAAAUAUUAUUAUAAAAGAGAAAUGGUGGAUUUAUAAUUGUUUAAAUGAGAUAUUUGGCAUAGAAAUUUCUUUAACAAAUUAUAUUUUUUUAAAAAUGGGUUUAGAAAUAUAUACUUAUAUUUUCAGUCACGCACUCCAGCUCUCAUAUUCGAGCACGUUAACAACACAGAUUUUAAGGUAAGAAAUUUAAAAUUAUAAAUUAUUGCAAUGCAUUAAUAUUUUUAAAACUGACUUCAGACUGUAUUCAAGCUUGUUGUUACCUACGUUACUGAUAUUUCUGAUGCUGAGUUUGCUAAUUUUGACAUUCUCUUCAUUAUACUCUUGGAAAUCAUUUCUAAACAUGAGAUACUAUAAUGUACUCUAUGAAAUGAACUUUAAAAAAAAAUUGAAAUAUACAACAUAUUUCUUUUUACAGCAACUUUACCAGACUUUCAUAGAUUAUGAUAUACGUUUCUACCUUUAUGAAUUGUUAAAGGUAAGUAAUUUCAAUUUUUAAAGGCGUGUGUAAACUUCUUUAUUGAAUUGAACUUUAAUAAAGCCAUUAUUGACAUGUUAAUGGACAUUACUCUUCGUUACAGAACAAAUGUUAUUAUUAGGGUCUGGCUGGUACAUAUAUUGUUGUAAUUGUGACUAAUACAGGGCAGUGCCUCUCUAUGAUGAUUUUAUAAUCCAGGCGUUGAAAGAACAACAAAGAAAACAGGACACUAAAAAUAGUACAACAACUUCUCACAAACAGUUAUAAAGAAUAUUUAUCUUGGAAAUAAUAAUAUAACAAAUCCAAUAAUUGCUCCUAACUGUAACACUAAUCUGUUUGGUUACCCUCCCAGUCAUUUGUAAAACACUUCAUAUGACGUCAAGACAUUUAGCUUUUUAAUCUUAUUCAUUAAUUCAUCAUAAAAUAUAUAUAAUGCUGACACAUUCAUUUUUACCAGUGUGGGAUGAAUCUAAAUACAUUCUCAUUUAUAACCUGAUAGAGCUGCUCAGGAUGUAUUGUGAUCUAAGAGUAGGCCUGCAUAACUCAAAAUGUAAGGCGGGCCGUAAUACUUUAUGAAAAACUUGUGCGGCCAAAAGAAUAUAGGACAGGACUUGUGCAGGCCAAAAGAAAAUAGGACGGGGGGAAAGCUAUUAAGAAAAUGCUAAGAAUAAAGAAAAUUUCGCGGGCCACAAAAUGGGUGCUGGCGGGCUGCAUGUGCAGGUCUUCUUAGAGGAAUACUUUAUUCUAUAAUAUUAUAUAGGUGGUCUGAAAGGUGUUAAGUUAAAAUCGUGUUUUAUUAUAUAUUGAGAGUACAUUUUUGUAUACUAUGUGAGCCAUUAUUUUGAACAAAUGUUUAAGUAAAGAAGCAAAACUAUGAAAAUAAAUCUUAAUUACCCAUGACAGACUUGUCAAUUAGCAAAUAACCAACCAAUAUUGUAAGAUACAAAUUGGUAUUAAAAUCCUUCAGGAACGUAGUUCUAUAUCAUCAUUGAUUUCUUGAACUAAUUUUACCCAGUUAAUAGAGAAUGGCAGGAUGUAUGCAAUAUGUAUUUUCUUGACCAUUAUAAUAGACAACGUCAUAAUUAGUUAAUCUCUUUAAUCAUCUUAUUUAGCUAUAAUUUAUUUAACCUUGUUCAUUAUCUAUAUUUCAGGCUUUGGACUAUUGUCAUAGCAUGGGUAUUAUGCACAGAGAUGUAAAACCUCACAAUGUGAUGAUUGAUCACGAAAACAGAAAGGUUUGUUUUCAAAGUGUUUUUUUUUUUUUUGGUUCUGUGAUGAAUUGUUCAUCCCUUAGUUUUUUAGUUUUGUAUUCUUCAUGUUCAUCCAUCAGGUUAUGCCUAAUAUAAGGAAAUACAUUUUACUGUUUUAAUUUUCCAUUUCUAAUUCAGAUUGUAUUCCUAAAAUUUUGUAUCCAUUUAAAAAUAUUUCAGCUUCGUUUGAUUGAUUGGGGCUUAGCUGAAUUUUACCAUCCUGGCAUGGAAUACAAUGUACGUGUUGCAUCUAGAUAUUUCAAAGGGCCAGAGCUCUUGUUAGAUUAUCAGGUAAGUGACUGACUACUGAAUGUUUUGUAAGUCAAGAAUUCUUUUAUUACCAAAAAAAAUAUUUGUUUCAAUUUUAUUUAGAGCUUUAUUUAGUAAUAAAUCAACUUUUUAAUCCUACAGAUGUAUGAUUACUCAUUAGAUAUGUGGAGCCUUGGCUGCAUGUUUGCUAGCAUGAUAUUUAGGAAGGAGCCAUUCUUUCAUGGGCAUGAUAACUAUGAUCAGGUAAGUGUAUUGUAAGCUGUCCCAUAUCUGAAUAACCCAAAUCGGCUGCAUUUUAUGUUUUCACUAGUUUCUGUCUGUUAUUUUUUUUGUAAGUCUAGACGAAAUUAGUCUCUAUAGUCCUUGCAUUAAUUUUGCAGCUGGUGAGAAUUGCCAAGGUGCUGGGAACAGAUGAUCUCUAUGGCUACAUUGAAAAGUACCAAAUAGAUUUGGACCCAAGAUUUAAUGACAUAUUAGGAAGGUAUGAGCUGAAAUUUAUUAAUAAAUUCUUUAGAAAGAUCACAAAUAAUUGUUGCAUUUAAUUGUCAAAAGUACAUUAUAAAAUGUGCAUAUACUGAUGUAUAGUAAGAGGAUGUUUAUGCAAAAUUAAUGAAAAGUCUCUAUCAUACUACCAUUGGUGGAAUCUUUGCUAAAUAUCAUCCAUAUUGUUGCAAUAAAGGGUAUAUUUAAGUUCAUGUUAUAUCCUAAUGAAAAGAAUUCUUCAUAUAAAAAUUUGAAAAAGUAAGCUUUUGUUUUUCCUUUUUUGGAAUUAUACUUGAAAAUCAUUAUUGUCUCAUAUCUAAAUAACUAAAAUCGGCUGCAUUUAAUAUGGUGUUUAUACAUCAUAAUUUUACAAAAUUACAGUAAUGAUAAGAAAACAUUUUCCACAGGCACUCUCGAAAACGGUGGGAGAGAUUUGUGCACAGUGAAAAUCAGCAUCUUGUCAGUCCUGAAGCAUUAGAUUUUCUAGAUAAGCUUCUACGCUAUGACCACAAUGACCGUCUAACAGCUAGAGAUGCUAUGGAACAUCCUUAUUUCUGUAGGUUUCACAAAUCUUACUCAACUUCACACAAUUGCAUGAAUUUACUUAGUUUGGAGAGUUUUAAGGGGGUAGACUUAUACCAGGUUAAGUCAAUCUCUCACUGAAUGAUUAAACAGGCUUGUUCGUACCUGUUGAAUGCAGACAUGCACUUAAACUUAUAACUGUUUAAUCUACUUUUAUCAUAAACUCAGUGAGCCAAAGAACAUUAAAAAAUGUAUGUUAAUUUAAAAAAGAUCUUAAAAGUUAUUGUAAUUUGAAUUGUUUUAAAAUAUAAAAAUGAAAUUUUAUAAUUUUUAAAAUAUAUGUUUGUUUAGAGAGUGACCUUUCAAUUUUAAUAUCUGAAAUUGACUGAAUUUUUAAAAUUUUACCAGGUGUUACCAUAUAUUAUCUACUGAUGUACUAGUUUUCAUGUUUUAAAGUCUGAUUAAGAUUUAACUAAAAGAUCAUUUAUAUUACUUUAUAUGUUAAUUUCAAUAAAGUCCACAAUGUUCUGUUCAAAUGUGUCAUCAUCUGAACUUGCUAGUCUAGAAAACUUUGCAUGUUGCUGAGCAUGAUAAUAGAUAAAAACAUGGAUUUCUUUUUCAAAAGUAGCGUCAUUCUCACAAGUGCAGCAGUAAAUUUUAGCUGAGUAAUGUAUUGUAGUUUAGUUGGUAGGCUCCUGAACAAGUGACAUUCACGACAGAUUGCUCGACAAACUGCAGUCUGUCGUAUUAGGCAGGUGCAUAUGGGAGUUUGGGAGGGCAACAGCAGGCGCUAAUGGCAGAGAAGGGUCAUUUAAACAUGUUAUUUUAAUCUAAAGAAAGAAAUUUAUGACAUUUAAAUAAAUAUUUAAAAUUACACUCCUUGUUAAGAUAAUUUACUCAUGUUUAUGCUAUAUCUGUAAACAAUUAAUUUUACUAGGUCAUAGAAUUUAAUGAAAAUGUUGUGUUGGAAUAGUCGUGAAUCUCAUGUAUUCAGUUUUACAUUUGGUCUUCUUCAUGUUAUUUUUUAAAGAAGAAAAAACUUGUUUCUUCUAUCAGAUCCCAUAGUGAAAGAGCAAGGGCGAAUUUCCAACCUUUCAGGGCAUACAUCCCCAACACCUGUAACUGCUGCUGGUCAGAUUGGA
Lymnaea stagnalis (great pond snail) is the source of this 5102-nucleotide messenger RNA. NCBI's taxonomy places the organism in Eukaryota, Metazoa, Mollusca, Gastropoda, Lymnaeidae. The record is from the annotation of a GenBank genome assembly.